Messenger RNA from Vidua macroura (Pin-tailed whydah), 618 nucleotides. Its product is annotated as DNA-directed RNA polymerases I and III subunit RPAC2-like. Gene Ontology annotation, cellular component: RNA polymerase I complex; RNA polymerase III complex. Gene Ontology annotation, molecular function: DNA-directed RNA polymerase activity; DNA binding; protein dimerization activity. The coding region runs from base 49 to 393 and encodes 114 amino acids. Lineage: Eukaryota; Metazoa; Chordata; Aves; Passeriformes; Viduidae. The transcript has 6 exons. Gene Ontology annotation, biological process: DNA-templated transcription. The record is from RefSeq and is a predicted model, not a curated record.
CCGGCCGCGGGGCCGCCGGGAGCCCGGAGCCGCGGGCCCGGAACCGCCAUGGCCUGCACCGGCAGUGGGCCCUCGCUGGAAACCAUCCAGGCGGAUGGGACGGACGGGAACUGCGUCACAUUCGUGCUGCACGACGAGGAUCACACCCUGGGCAACUCCCUGCGCUACAUGGUCAUGAAGAACCCUGACGUGGAGUUCUGUGGCUACUGCAUCACACACCCCUCGGAAAGCAAGAUCAACUUCAGGAUCCAGACCAGAGGCAGUGCAGUGCUGAGCCCCUUUGCUGAGCCUCAGAGGCUGCUCCCAGAAUUCUGCUCCAGCUGCAGUAGGAAUGCAGCAUCCCUGGGGAGGGGCCCUUCCUGCUGUGGAGCCAUUCCGGAAAGGGCUGAAUGACCUGAUGGGUGUAUGCCAACAUGUGCUCAACACCUUUGAGAGGAGCAUGAAGGAGUUCAGGGCACAGAAGGAGGAGGAGAUGCAGUAGCCUUUGGGAAUGGCAUGGAUGUGUAACCUCUGUGUGUUGAAUUCCCAGUGUCCAAACGAGGUCAUUUUUGUUGUUGGUUUUUUUUUAUGACUUUGCUGCAACAUGUAUUUUCUUUAAUAAUAAAAUUUAUUAAUUUA